This is a messenger RNA of Doryrhamphus excisus (bluestripe pipefish), 1643 nucleotides long. RefSeq lists its product as uncharacterized. Gene Ontology annotation, molecular function: cytokine receptor activity. Gene Ontology annotation, biological process: cytokine-mediated signaling pathway. NCBI's taxonomy places the organism in Eukaryota, Metazoa, Chordata, Actinopteri, Syngnathiformes, Syngnathidae. Gene Ontology annotation, cellular component: plasma membrane. The record is from RefSeq and is a predicted model, not a curated record.
CGUCCUCGUCUAGUUUGUGGCUAUAGUAAUCUUUGCGCGCUUGACUAUUGUCAUCAGCGCUCAUCAGUGAUGUCGCUGUAAUCCUUUAAGAGGAUUUCAUUUUGUCUCCAAGCUGGAUGCCGUAGGCAGACACGCUGGUGAUCGUGGUAGACGGACGCUUUGAACCAACGACGAAGAACCAAGAAGAACUAAAGAAUACGAAAGCCAAAAAAAGACGCGAUCGACGAGAAGCUUCCGUUUGUGAUGAGCUCGUGCGGGAGUUUGACGCGCGUGCCGCAGGGGAGUCUCACCACGUGAAGCAUGCUGCCGGGUGGUGCGUUCAGGGCCCUGUGGAUGUUGCUCGUCGCCGUGGCGUCCGCUCAGCCUGUGGCUCCACCCACCAACGUGACGGUCACCUGUCGCAAUGCGCUGGCCAGCGUCAACUGGGAUUACGGCGGCGACGAGGCGCCCACCAGCUUCCAGGUGUACGUGGGAAGCUCCGACAGACGCCACCUGGAGGACGUAACGGCAGAGCACAAGUACGACAACGUGAGCGCCCUGGUGUGGGACUCGCUGGAGAGCGUCAUGGACGUCCAUUACGUCACGCUGACGGCGGCGCGGGGCCGACGUUUCUCCGCCAACGUGUCCAAGACGUUUACCUUCAACCACUUGAAGAUGGCCGACGUGACGUGCCAGUUGGACUUCCCUCCCGUGCACGUAAGGGCGGACGACUCGGGGACAGUCGUGACCUUCCCGAAUCCGCUGCGUUAUUACCCGGAACUGAGACAGGCCACCAGGAUGUCGGCUGUCAGUUUGGACUUCAGCGUGUCCCCGCAUGGCUCUCAGGGGGACGUCCGAGGUUCCUGUCAAAUUGAACAGAAGACGUGCAGAGUAGAUAUGUUGUUCCCAGACGGAGCGGACCAUUGCGUCACGCUGACGGGCGCCAUGAGCGACCGGGCCGGACGCUAUGUUGCGUUCCAGAAGACGGAACCCGUGUGUGUGGACGAGUCUGCUUUAGAGCCAAUGAUGCUGGCUCUCCUGCUGACGUUCUUAUUCAUCAUCAUCACCGGGUUGGCCCUCGCCAUCUGGAAGCUGAGGGCGUGGACCAUGAAGAUCAACAAAGAUGAGCUUCCAAAAAGCCUGCGAUCAGGCCGCAUUUUGUCGAAAGGCGAGUGCAACAUGGACGCCGACUGCAGGGUGGAAAUGGUCUCUGGUGUGGAAGACGUCCGGUUGAUCUCCCGGUGUGGUGAGGACUCCUCAUGCGAGUCUACGGCAACGGAAAGCAUUCCCAUCCAUCCAGAGGAGGAGGAGCAGGAGGUGGAGGAGGUGGAGGAGGAGGAGGAAGGGGAGUCUGCUUAUGAUUGCACGCAUGUGGAGGUGCAAGUGGACCUGGGUGAUGGAGCCACAGCUUGGGGUUACACCGAGAGGUAGAAGACAGACCUCCAUCGUGUGGAACUUGAGAUGGACAAGCUGUCAGUUCGAUGGACGUCCCAAGACUUUUGUCUUCUGAUGAGCCACGCCUCUCCCCUUUAAGGAAUGUACCGUGAUUCAGCAUCACGCCUACGUGACGCCGUUGCUACGGUGACCCACCGACUGGAAAAACGGGUUCCCUCAGCAGGAGAUUGUUAGUUCGUGUUACUGAAAUAAACAUUUUUAUUUGCGUG